AUGAAGACCCUCUCCUUAGUUGUACUUUCGGUCAUCCUUUCGGUCACUGCUUCUCCUCUCGGAGAUCGUGCAGUUUUCCGCAGGCACAGGGGUGCUCCUCUCGCUCGUCGCCACAUCCUUCAGAGUCGCACUGACGCACCUGCAGCAUGUGCUGCCCUUGCGCCUCCCCCGCCAUCUGCAACGACCACAGCGCCGGAUCUAUCGUCAACUGAUAUCCCUGUCGACCCAACCGCUGCCGAUAACUCGACUGACACUACCGACCCCAGCCUCGCGUCGAACACUACAGUUGCUGACCCCACCGCUACUGACAACUCUACUGCCACUACCAACUCUACAGCAACCCGUCGCUUCUGGGCUCGUGGGUUCCACGGCUCUGGGUUCCACGGCGGUUUCUCUUCCUUCGACUCCUCUUCCUUCUCCGAAGAGACCACCGUCUCUGUUUCCUUCGAAGAGACCGUUUCUACCUUCGUCGAGACCUGGGAAGAUCUCUGCCUCGUUAGCGGCGGCGACAUCUUCACUGGCGACCCGUGCAACAGCCUUGCUGGUGACUUUGGCAUUGAUGCCCUCUCAGAGCAUGCAGAUGCCUGCGAUCAGCUCGACAUCGCUGACCGCAUGAUCACAUUCGCCAAGUCCCGCGGAAUCAGGAACAAGGAUGCGUUGAUCAAACACGCUUUGAGCUUCCGUGCCCACCCCAGAAACGCCGUUGAGGUCCUGGGUGUUAUUCCGUCCAGCCUUUACUGUCUGAGGGCCCCAAUCAACCCUGAACUGGUCGGUAUUUACAACGAGCAAAUCGAAGGUGUCAACCCAGGCAUCUUCGGUUCGCCCAGCGUCCCUCUCGUUCCUUUCGGCUCCAGCGGAACCUGCCCCCUCGGCAUGACUGCUGAUAUGUCAUCCUGUGGUUGCACUGGAAGCGACGGUACCACCGACAACACUGCUGAUGAAUCUGCUGACAGCACCGACGACUCGACCGACAGCACCGACGAUUCGACCGACAGCACUGACGAUUCGGCUGACUCUACCGAUUCUACCGACUCCUCUGAUGCUACAGCCACUGACAGCGCUGACGCCUCUGCUGCUACCGACGCCACCUCCACCGAUAGCGCUGACGCAUCUGUUUCUACUGAUGCUACCUCCACCGACUCUUCUGCAGCUGCCCCUCCACCCACCGAUACCGCGACUGGCCCCAACUUCCAGCCCACCGAUAUCUCUGGAAAUGUCAACGACCCUGCGGGUAGGCGCAAAUAA
This is a messenger RNA of Psilocybe cubensis, 1245 nucleotides long. RefSeq lists its product as uncharacterized. The record is from RefSeq and is a predicted model, not a curated record. The transcript has 3 exons. Lineage: Eukaryota; Fungi; Basidiomycota; Agaricomycetes; Agaricales; Agrocybaceae. The coding region runs from base 1 to 1245 and encodes 414 amino acids.